AUGAUGCCUUCUUAUAACGAGAUUUCUAGAGCUGACGAGAUUGAUAAUUGGACGGCGAGCAAGGAGCCCAUGCCACUCACCAAUUCUUCUAAUUCCGGUCCUGGUUUUCGGGAUUCCGGUGGUUCUGAAGAUGAUUAUGCAAAAAACGAAUUUAAUGGAAAUGGAAACCAAAGCAGCAGUAGUUUAAGUGACAGAAUACUUGAAAAAGAAAGGAAACUGGAACAACUAAACCAUGAUCUAGAUUACAAAAUCCGGUUCGGUCAAAAACCAGUUGAACGAACUGGUUUGGGGUUGAUUGAUGAUUCCAUAAGUUUUGACUCAUCAGAGAUACGUGGCAAUAAUAGAGAUCAUUCAUGGGUAGGGAAGGGUGAUGACAGAGAGACAAAGAUGAUAGGGGAAAGUCAUGAAGAAGAUGAAGAAGAGAAUGAGAACACUGCAACCCUCUUUUCCUCUGUAUCCUCUCGUUCGUCUCUUCCCCUCGUUCGAUCGAUUUCUUCCAAAUACAUAACAAUGAUCGAUAUUAAAUGCAAUUGUGGAGCCACUGCAGUGAUUCGCACAUCUUAUAGCAAAAGAAACCCUGGGAAACUCUAUUAUGCUUGUACAGUAAAGGGACCAUUAUGCAAGUUCAUAGGAUGGGUGAAUGAUUAUGAUCAGGACUGUGAUUGUAUGGCGUUUAGGAUGAAACUUGAAGAACAAAAUCGCAAAUUGAAGCUUUACCUAGUUAUUAGCUGGGUUUUUUUUGUUUCAGUCCUUAUAUAUAAAGUGUAG
This is a messenger RNA of Lactuca saligna, 768 nucleotides long. The record is from the annotation of a GenBank genome assembly. NCBI's taxonomy places the organism in Eukaryota, Viridiplantae, Streptophyta, Magnoliopsida, Asterales, Asteraceae.